AUCAUGGACAAAUCUAAAGAAAACUGCGUCGCAGGGCCUGUUAAGACCACAAUUCCCCUUGGCGAUGGUCCAAAACGUGUUCCAGUGACUCAGCAAUUUCCUUCUCAGAAUCUGUUAUCUGCAAAUAGUGGCCAGGCUCAGCGGGUCUUGUGUCCUUCAAAUUCCUCCCAGCGAAUUCCUUCACAAACACAAAAGCUCGUCUCCAGCCAUAAACCGGUCCAGAAUCUGAAGCAAAAGCAACUACAGGCAACCAGUGUCCCUCGUUCUGUCUCUAGGCCGCUGAAUAAUACCCAAAAGAGUGAGCAGCCCUUGCCAUCGGCCAUCAAAAUUUUUCCUAGAAGGCAGUGGGCUUUGGAAGAUUUUGAAAUCGGUCGCCCGCUGGGUAAAGGAAAGUUUGGUAAUGUUUAUUUGGCGAGAGAAAAACAAAGCAAGUUUAUCCUGGCUCUUAAAGUAUUAUUUAAAGCUCAGCUGGAGAAAGCGGGAGUCGAGCAUCAGCUGAGAAGAGAAGUAGAAAUACAGUCCCACCUCAGGCAUCCAAAUAUUCUCAGACUGUAUGGUUAUUUCCAUGACGCCACCAGAGUUUACCUAAUUCUAGAAUAUGCACCUCUUGGAGCUGUCUACCGAGAACUUCAGAAACUGUCCAAGUUUGAUGAGCAGAGAACUGCUACUUAUAUCACGGAGUUGGCAGAUGCCCUGUCUUAUUGUCACUCAAAGAGAGUCAUUCAUAGAGACAUUAAGCCAGAGAACCUGCUCCUCGGUUCAGCUGGAGAGCUUAAGAUUGCAGAUUUUGGAUGGUCGGUACAUGCCCCAUCCUCCAGGAGAACCACCCUCUGUGGCACCUUGGACUACUUGCCUCCAGAGAUGAUUGAAGGCCGAAUGCACGACGAGAAGGUGGAUCUCUGGAGCCUUGGGGUACUCUGCUAUGAAUUUCUAGUUGGGAAGCCUCCAUUUGAGGCGAGCACAUACCAAGAGACCUACAAAAGAAUAUCGCGGGUUGAAUUCACAUUCCCUGACUUUGUUCCGGAGGGAGCCAGGGACCUCAUCUCAAGACUGUUGAAACAUAAUCCCAGCCAAAGACCGACUCUCAAAGAAGUACUUGAACACCCUUGGGUCACGGCAAAUUCAUCAAAACCAUCAGGUAGCCAAAAAAGCAAAGAAUCAACCGGCAAACAAUCUUAA
Molecule: messenger RNA, 1179 nt
Organism: Puma concolor (puma)
Lineage: Eukaryota; Metazoa; Chordata; Mammalia; Carnivora; Felidae
Source: RefSeq, a predicted model, not a curated record